UCCACAGUCUCUGUGUGUGAGAGACAGAGAAGGACAGAGGACUGAUCUGGACGUUUGAGGAUGUUCGUCCACACAGCCGGAGUGUCAUCCAGGAGACGACGAUAGGAUUACAAACAAACAAACAAACUAACAAAAAUAAACAAACACAGAGAGAGAGAGAGAGAGCAGAGGAGAUCAGAGCCCACGGGGAAGGAGAAGAGAGAGAAGCAGCAGCAGCAGCAGCAGCAACAGCAGCAGCGUUUCACAGAGGAAACAACAGAAGCACGUUUAUGUUUCUGCUCUGGAGCCUGAAACAUCACAGCUGAGGGCUUUUUCUCCUCCUGCUCCUCUGGUCUGCUCACAGACAAACAUCUGCACCAUCAUCACCAUCAUCACCACCAUCACCACCAUCAUCAUCACCAUCAUCACUGCUGCUGCUGCUGCUGAGGCUUCAGUCUCAGACCAUGAGCGAGGCGAAAAAAGGCGAGCUGGCCAUGCGGGACAAAGCCAUCCUGCACCAGCAGAGACGCCUGAAGCAGGCCACGCAGUUCACGCACAAGGACUCGGCUGACCUGCUGCCCCUGGACGGGCUCAAGAGACUGGGCACGUCCAAAGACCUGCAACCCCACAGUAUAGUGCAGCGCCGUCUGCUGGAGGGAAACAUCACGCGGCUGCGGGGGGAGGCCCGGGACACCAGCGGCAGGAUUCGCUCACCGCUGGCCGACAACAAGGAUGGGCCGCUUGACGCAGAGGAAAAGAGCGAGAGCACGGCCGACGACUCCACAGAGGAGAGGGAGUCCCUGGAGGAGAGCGAGAGGAGCCUACGGUCGGACGAGGAGGACGACAGCAGCGAGGCCGGAGCGAGACAGACGGCCGAGAAGGCCGAGGUCUCACAGAGCUCGACCCUCCUCACAGCGCUUGUUGUUCAGUGCAAGUGCUGUGAAACUGAAGUCAAGGCGUCCAUCAACACGAGCAGCCAACACAACCACAUCUCCACCACCUGCUGCAAGAGGCUGGGAUUGGUUCCAGACCAGGACACUUCACCGUCAGUGAGCGGUCUGCAGCUUCAGCUGGGCAGACAGAUGCUGCAGUGUUCAGCCCAAGUCAAAGACGACGAGGCCUUCGAGCUGUGCCUGGGUCUUCAGACUCUGUUGGAACUCAAAUGCUGCUUGGACCUGAGCCGUCGGGUCCUGAAGCUGCAGGGAAGCGGCGAGGAGCUCCCGUUCCACAACCUGUCCGUCGACAGCCAGUGCCAACAUGACUCCAACAAGAACCUGUGAGCCCGAGUCAUCGGCGGCGACCGAUCUCACCGCGGCACGGUGCCGUUUGUGUCUGGGACCAUGUGAUGACAGUGUCCCGUGCUGCCAGAGCACGGACGAGCAUUCACCGCCGCCGUUCGUCGUUGAGUUUACACCAUUGUGUUUGUAGGAUUUGCGACGUUCACCGCGAGUAUCUCUUCUGUUCAAUUAGUCUAGCACACGGAGCAGAUGAUUGCCAACCAAUCAGAUCUUUGAGUCUAAUCUUUUUUUGCAAUGAUGCUCUGUAAAAGGGAAGAAAAAAAAUGGUAAUUUAAGGUCAAAUAUUUUGUGAUUCAGCCUGAAAAAAACAACACUUUAUAAUUUUAAAAUAAAGUCACAGACUAACUGUAAAUGAAUCUAUAUCAUUCAGUUUAGAUAUUGUAAAAGGAGUAAUUUUAUAUUUUGGGACAUCUGCUAGUUUAUAAUAACUUAAAAAAAUAGGAAGCCAGUUAGCUUAGCUUAGCAUUUUACAUUAACCUUUGAAAAGCCUGUUUGCACCGACGUUGCUCUGUUCACUAGCUUGAGAAGAAUUAGUUUAACAUGAAAUAUGGGAGCGAUGAGACAUUACAAAAGCUAAUUGGCGAUGAGAUUAUGCGAACUUCCUUCGCAAUUAGAUUAGAUGUGCAAACCCCAAGCAAGAAAGACCAGGCGAAGACAGAAAGGAGAGGAAGUUGUACAAGCUCCUAACUUCUAAAAACGUGUCCCUUGAUUCAAGGUGUUGGUCAAACUAAAGUAUAAAGUAGUCAACCCUAGCAAGUUGUGUUUACUCUCGGGAACUUGUGUGAGUGACGCAAGUAAACACAAACAAUCCGGCGACCGUGAGAAUCACAUUUUGUAAGAGCGGCGGUGACUUUAUUGCAGUGGCUCUCUAUAAAUCCCCUCUAAUAAAAAUAGACGCGAGGCCAGACAAACACGGAUGACUCAGACUCAGUUACAGGAAAAAUCAAAACAUUCCAUGUGCAUGACUCUGUAAAGUUCUGCUUUUGUACAAGUCUGCAUGUUUGUGCACUCGUCUGAUUGUGUCACGUUGGACGUCAGAAGGUGCUGGAUGUGUACACUUUUGUGUGCAUGUAAUUUGUAUGUCUGUGUGAGUGUGUUUGUGGUCAAAUCGGGGGGGGGGUUCCGCCUUGCUACGGCCCAAACUUUACCCACAGAUCAAGUGAGGUUUGGUCAGAACAAGCUGCCAAAAGCCGACCCCAGCUGCCUUCCCUCUCUGCCUGUUUCAGGAGAUUUUAAGCACUCGGCCGAGAAUGCCCUACUUCAAGCUCGUCUUACUCUUCAUUCACAGGACUUUGGUCUUUUUUGUGAGUUUUUAUCCCACCUUUUGUGGCUUACGUUAUUCACUUUGAGACGUCACACUGAUUUGCCUGUUAAACAAGAACAAAAUAUGGUGGUGUUUUCACAAGUUGCAUUUCCAUCAAGUGGUACAGUGCAGUUUGGCUUUCCAUGGAAUGGUUUGGAAGAGUCAACCCAAGAGCCUCCGUUGCAGGGUACGUAGGACAAAUGGAGAUAGCAGCAUCAGAAAUACAAUUGGCCUUCAUGGUUCUUCUAUGGGGUUUAACGGCAGCUUGCAUCUAUGACAUUGCAUUACUGCCCUCUUCUGGAAUUGGAAAACGCCUCUCUUCUUGACCAAUCAAUGGACUGUAGUGUGUCCAAUUCCGUCAAGCUCCAACUUCUAGGUGCGAAACAACUGGGCUCAGUACCACAAAAAAAGGUAUUUUUUUGGUAUUUUGGUAGCACUCAAAACCUUUAACUGCCGAAAAGCUACUCUGUUGUUGUAUACAGUCAAUCUGUAAGUGGCCAUUCUGAGUACCGCAACAAAAGGGUGCGGUACAAAUCAGUUAUUUUGGUAACCCUAACAAUGUUCCACCAAGCAGUUCCACCCUGGUACGAUAUGGAACACAGUAACACAAUGGUUAGCCACUGUUGCCUUACAUCAAGAAGGCCCUGGGUUGGAAGCCUGGUCCAUCCCAGGUGCUUUGUGAGAUGUUCUUUCCAUGUUCAUGUGGAUUUUCUUUGGGUGGUUUGGUUCUCCUCUCACCAUCAUCCUACUAAUUCCCAACGAAGGCACUGAUAGUCAAUCUAGAAUUGAUUCCUGGAAGCUGCACCUGUGGAUUCAUAAUGGGUAAAAUGCGAGGAUUAGUAAAAUUACCUUAACCUUAAGUACCCCAAAAGAAUAUUUUGCUGCCCUUCACAACUACUUGACAACCGACACGCAAAUAACCGCGUAACGUACUUGACUGAAUGGAACUGUACCACUUGAUGGAAAUGGGGCUCGAGUGGUGGCAAGAGCCACCUCAGAUGUGCUCACUGAAGAACGCCACGGUCCACUUUUACAACACCUGAGCCACAACGUGCCGCCGACUGUAUCCAUCCGACCUCUUUGCUGAGGUCUUCCCCAUGUAGAUUUGCAGUGUUUGUUUCUCUUUGAUGUACUGGUGAACUUCUCGUACGAGAGGAAUCGAUGUAUGACAGAAAAUUUAUUUUUGGUGUUUCCCUUCUUCUGAACAGUAUUUUCUCUGCCUAAUAAAAAAACACGUAUUCUGGCUAA
This is a messenger RNA of Solea solea (common sole), 3828 nucleotides long. It is a transcript of the gene nrip2, whose product is annotated as nuclear receptor interacting protein 2. Lineage: Eukaryota; Metazoa; Chordata; Actinopteri; Pleuronectiformes; Soleidae. The transcript is spliced from 6 exons. The record is from RefSeq and is a predicted model, not a curated record. Bases 444 to 1259 code for a protein of 271 amino acids.